CCCCCGACCCCCACUCUCCCGGGCGCCAUCUUCUCGACGGGACCCCAACCCCCGAUGGGAGGCUGUGGAGGACGCCAUCUUCUCCGUGGGGCGGGCUAAGAUGGCCCCCCUCCUCCCGCAGCCCCUUCCCGAGCCCGGCACGUUGCCCCCCGCCCACUGUGUUGCACAAGCACCGUGUGGAAGGAAGCUGUGAGGUGGGAGGGGCACCCUCGUCCCCUCAAACCAGAGUCAGAGCCCCCAGCUCUGCAGAGGCAGAAAAAAAACCUUAUGGUGAAAGCUGCAUAUCUGCAGAAGUUGUUGCUGCUGUUGAUGUGAACACUCUUGCCAAUGAAGUUUAUAAGCACAACUUUCCCAGCACACCAUUAUGGGCAAAGACAAUUGAGAACCGGCCUGCGAGGUGAUGUAACCGAUCCACGGACAAAGAGCUUUCUCUAUAUCCUUGAUAUUCUCCCAAGGCUCCAGAAGCUUCCAAAGUACUUACUUUUAGAAAAUGUUAAAGGAUUUGAAUCCUCUUCUGCGAGAAAUGAACUUUUGCAAACACUAGAAUCAUGUGGAUUUCAAUAUCAAGAAUUUCUCUUGUCUCCAACCUGUCUUGGCAUUCCCAAUUCUAGGCUGCGAUACUUUCUAAUUGCAAAGCUUCACCAAGAGCCAUUUUCCUUUCAAGCUCCUGGUCAGAUUUUGACAAGAUUCCCAGAUCAGAAUCUAGAAGGCUUAGUCAAGGACAAAGUUGCUGGCAAAGUGCAUGAAGCUAUUUCUUCCUCGUCUUCUGAAGAGAAGAAACUGGAUCCAAAUGUUGGUCCUGAUUGCAGCAGCAAGACGAGUUUACCAAAAGGAACUUUUCUUUUUAAGCUUGAAACAGUAGAGGAAAUGGAAAGGAAACGUGAUCAGGACAAUGAUUCCUCUAUUCAAAUGUUAAAAGAUUUCUUAGAAGAGGAAAAGGAAGAAAUGAGUCAGUAUUUCUUACCGCCAAAGUCCUUAUUGCGCUACGCUUUCUUGUUAGACAUCGUUAAACCUACCUGCCGCAGAUCCACAUGCUUUACAAAAGGGUAUGGACACUAUGUAGAAGGCACAGGCUCUGUUCUGCAGACAGCAGUAGAUGUACAGCUUGAAUCAGUGUUUAAACACAUUGAGGAGUUACCAGAAGAAGAGAAGCUUAUGAAAUUGUCGACGCUAAAACUGAGGUACUUUACCCCAAGAGAAAUAGCAAAUCUUCAUGGAUUCCCUCUGGAAUUCGGCUUUCCUGACAGAGUAACAGUCAAGCAAUGCUACCGUCUUCUGGGAAACAGCCUCAACGUACAUGUGGUGGCAAAAUUGAUCUCUCUUCUACUUGGAUAAUUUAGAACCUGAACCUGAGAGUACGGACGGGUGGCAGAAAAUACUUCAUCUUUCAAGAGAAAGCUGAUGGGAGCUGAACAAAAAUCGUAGCUGAACAAAUAUCAUAGCUUAGCAAAAUAUCUGUCCAGACAUUUUGCUGAACAGUUCUGAUAUAUUUUUUACUACCUUAUUUUUAUGAUGGAUUUGUACUGCAGAAUUAUUUUAUUUAAAUGGAAGUUUCCAGGACUUAAUUGCUUUAUUUAAAUGGUUUUUUUAGUUUGCAAAAUGCAAAAGAGCAGCGUUUACAUAAACAAUGAAAACAGGGAAGACUGUUUUAAAGCUAUCUUCUUAGUGCAGUAUAAAAAGGCUGUAAAUGUAAAAGCUGUUUUAAAUAAGUGCAAAGACCAAGUUCUACAUGUAAGAUAUCUUAAUCUGUAAAUAUCAGUCAUCCAUUCUUAAAAGAUCUAUUGCAUAUAUGUUUGGAAAUGUUGAUGUGUUUUUGUAGCUAAUUAAACUCUUAAAUGCAGUAUUUUGUGUCCUAUUUGUAAGAAGGUGUGGUGUCAUCCUUGGUUACGGUUCUCUCAUCCUCUCUUAAAACUUGUAGGUUUCUGUAACCUGACUGUAUCUGUCUGGAACAAUUUAUUUAAGUGCAGCUGAAUAAAAAUAUUGCAAGAUUCUCACAACCUUGCUAAUAA
Messenger RNA from Calidris pugnax (ruff), 2009 nucleotides. It is a transcript of the gene TRDMT1, whose product is annotated as tRNA aspartic acid methyltransferase 1. Gene Ontology annotation, molecular function: methyltransferase activity. Bases 328 to 1335 code for a protein of 335 amino acids. The record is from RefSeq and is a predicted model, not a curated record. Lineage: Eukaryota; Metazoa; Chordata; Aves; Charadriiformes; Scolopacidae. The transcript has 10 exons.